GAAUUAGACUUCGUUAUCAAUGACAUUUCCAUUUGUUUGUUUCAGAGUCAUGUAUUGGGAUUCAGUGUCCAAGUUGAUUGCUCCUGGUGGAAUAUUGGUCAUCACAUCUUGUAACCACACAAAGGACGAACUGGUGGAAGAAGUGGAGAAUUUCAACAUCAGAAAAUCCAACUUAUGUAGAGGAGGAGAUGGAAACGACGCGACCAGUGCGAUUUCCUCUGGCUCUGAAGCUGCAAGCAGAAUUGAACAACCUCCGUUUGAGUAUCUCAGCCACGUUAGGACAUACCCGACGUUCAUGUUUGGUGGGUCCGUAGGAUCGCGUGUGGCAACUGUCGCUUUUCUGCGGAAGUGAGAACAAAAACCCUGUUUGGAAUUGUUUAACAUAAUGCCCCCAAACUCUUUUUCUCAUUUUUUUUUAUAUAUUUUGGUGUCAAGACUUUGUGCUGUUGGGAACUCUUAAUAACCUACAAAUUUAUAUUCAGAAACACUGAUUUGGUCAUUUUAUCAGUGGUUUUUUA
Camelina sativa (false flax) is the source of this 518-nucleotide messenger RNA. The record is from RefSeq and is a predicted model, not a curated record. NCBI's taxonomy places the organism in Eukaryota, Viridiplantae, Streptophyta, Magnoliopsida, Brassicales, Brassicaceae.